Messenger RNA from Uranotaenia lowii, 1630 nucleotides. RefSeq names its product gastrula zinc finger protein XlCGF26.1-like. Gene Ontology annotation, molecular function: zinc ion binding; chromatin insulator sequence binding. Lineage: Eukaryota; Metazoa; Arthropoda; Insecta; Diptera; Culicidae. The coding region runs from base 69 to 1541 and encodes 490 amino acids. Gene Ontology annotation, biological process: regulation of transcription by RNA polymerase II. Gene Ontology annotation, cellular component: chromosome; nucleus. The transcript has 4 exons. The record is from RefSeq and is a predicted model, not a curated record.
UGUAAAGACAAAAACAACAUAUAUAAUUCAUAUCAGCUGAUUCGUUUCUCUAAUUUAAAAGCGAAAAUAUGGAAAUACUGGAAGCAAAUUGUUAUUUCUGUUUCAACUAUGACCAUAAUCGGCAAAUCAAUACCAUGGAGAAUGUUUCAUCUUCUGUGCGGAGUAUUAUUGAAAAGCACUUUUGGUUUACGUCUAAUGAGCUCAUUGAAUUACACAUUUGUUCUGUGUGUCAAGAUAAGCUGUCGGAUUUCUACGAUUUCUACUGUCAAGUGGAAAAGGUUUACAAGCAACGCUUGAAAAAAUAUACAACUAAAAAGGAAUCAACCAAUGAGAGCAGCGAUGAAAUAGAUGUAAAAAUAUUGGUGGAUGCAUUAGACAUAAAACUGUAUUCUGACCAUACUGAAGGAGGUGUUGCAAUUCAAAAAGAGGAUAUCGAUGCAUCUCCAGAAACGGAAAUAAAAUCUGAAGAUCUGUAUUCUGAUCCUUCUAAUGAAAGCGAUACAACUAAAAGAGUUGUCGAUGUGAGUUCAGGGCCGAAAAUAACAUCCAAACUUGUAAACGGUACCACAACACAGAAACGAAAGAAACUUGCAGUUGACGAAGAAAUACUUUUAUACUGUAACUUAAACUGUCAUGUAUGCUCAGAAAACUUUAAAACAUUUAACGGGCUAAUGCGACAUUGCAAGAAAACUCACAAUCAACAAGGCCACGUGAUUUGUUGUGAUCAACGAUUCUUUCGAGCAUCGCGACUACUGAACCACAUCCAAGUUCACACAAAUCCAGACGCUUUCCAAUGUUCAGAAUGCAAGAAAAACUUCCCAUCGAAUAUCAGCCUUCGAAACCACUACAUCAAUGUACAUCUACCCGUGGAUGAGAGGAAAUUUGCAUGUGAUAUAUGUCUCAAAAAGUUUGCCAAGCGAAAUAGUUUAAAUGCCCAUAAGCUUAUUCACAAUACAGAAGAAGAAUUCGUUUGCGAAAUAUGCAGCAAAAAAUUUCCAAAAAAAAGUUCUUUGAGAACUCAUAUCAAAUCCAUACAUGAAAGAUCAACCGAUUUCAUGUGCGAUAUUUGCUCCAAACAACUCAAAUCUAAAUAUGCACUUAAAGCUCAUCUAGCCGAACACGUAGAUAACGAACGUGUUCCCUGUACUGUGUGUGGUCAGUUCAUGAAAAACCAAAAUAGCCUGAGAAAACACAUGAAGGGACACACGGAAACAUCAUUGACGAUUACCUGUGACAUAUGUGGAAAACGAUCACCGACUACUGGCGCUCUGAAGAAGCAUAUACGAGACCAACACAAAAUUCAGCCCACUCAUCAAUGUACCAUGUGCGAUAAAAGCUUCAAAAGAUCGAUUGCUCUGAAGGAACACAUGUCUACCCACACAGGUGAGAUGCUGUACUCCUGUGAGUUCUGCGACAGAAAAUUUAAUAGUUCAGCAAAUCUUAGUUCCCAUCGCAAGAAGGUUCACCCUCAGGAAUGGCAGGAAUACCAACAAAGUAAACCGAUUUUCAGUGGCAUUACUUCUUUGAACAAAAAUGAAUAGGUGUAAUGUAGCGUAUCGACAACAACAUAAAAAACAAGCAGACAAAAAAUGAAUAAAAUAUUUACCUACAUCUGACAAAGUAUUUGAGC